Molecule: messenger RNA, 1523 nt
Organism: Protobothrops mucrosquamatus (brown spotted pit viper)
Lineage: Eukaryota; Metazoa; Chordata; Lepidosauria; Squamata; Viperidae
Gene: FAM151A
Product: family with sequence similarity 151 member A
Exons: 7
Coding region: 1-909 (302 amino acids)
Source: RefSeq, a predicted model, not a curated record
AUGUCCCACUGUGUGAAAGGAGGCUUAUUUCAGUUUAAUGACACGGAACCAAGGCCAUCCUUUUAUUCAGGUGGAGAUGUAUUAGAUUAUUUGCUUAAUCUGAAGAGAAUAGACAAAAAAGAUGGAUUGUUGGUCACCUGGUAUCAUGCUGCAAAUAGUAAGAAAGACAUGGAAGAGGCCUUAAAAGCUGAUGUCAUGGCACUGGAAUCUGAUGUCACCCUUGAAGGAUACAAUACGCCCAAUGAGACGGAGAAACCCAUUAUGGCUCACCCCCCUGACGUCUACAGUGACAAUACGCUUCAGAAUUGGCUGGCGACAGUGCUCAGGUUAUCCGAUAAAGUGAUCAAGCUGGAUUUCAAAAACAUCAAGACAGUGGGACCAUCUCUGGAUAUCUUAGUAAACACAUCUUCUGGGCUGAAUAUCGACCGACCUAUUUGGCUAAAUGCAGAUAUUCUGAAAGGCCCAAAUGUUCCUAUUGAUAUUGCAGUUAAUGCAAGCCGAUUCCUGACUCUCAUUCAGGAGAAGUUUCCAAACUGCACUCUUUCCCCAGGAUGGACAACCCUCUAUUUAUCUCACUUUCCAAACAAGACUUAUACGCAGAGUAUGGUGGAAGAAAUGCAUUCUCUUGUGGGAAACCUGCCUCAGCAAGUCACCUUCCCUGUAAGAGCUGUCAUGGUAAAACCAGCCUGGACUCAUCUGAGUUGGCUUCUGAGUCAAUCGAAAAGAUAUAGUUUGACUUUGUGGCAAGGGAAGACUGAUCCAGUUACAGUGGAAGAUCUCCUGUUUAUUCGAAACAACAGCAAACCUGAACAAAUCUAUUAUGACCUUUAUGAACCUAUUUUGUCUCAAUUCAAAAAAUUGGCAUUCUCUCAACCAGAGUCAAGUGCAAAAAGAGGAUGGAGAAGCUAAAUGAACAAUGUUGGAAGAAAAAAUGGAGCCAAUUAAUCUACUGCCAAUUUACAACACAGGGAAUAUUUGACAAUUUAAAGUGGACUUUUCAGAUUUUGGAAGAUCCGGACUGUGUAGAGAACUUUAUUAUAUGGAUUGAUACAUUUGAUCAAUUGAUACAUACCUCACAAAUGGUACAAAUAAAUUGAAGCCUUUGUGAAAUACAGAAAACAGAAACACAGAAAGGAAUGAGUCACUUUUUGCAUAAUUAUUCAUUCUGGCUCUUGACAUUUUCAAUAGAGCCAAAAGGCAAGAUGACAAAAUUGUUGGAGUGAAAGUUAAAAAAAAAAGGAAUUUAUAAAUUAAAGACAUUUGCUAAUAACUUGGCUUUUGGAGAACCCCUUAAAAGGGAUUGAUGUAUUAAUGAAAAAAUCUUGGAAUUUGAUGCAUUGAUUGGACUUAAAGUUGAUAAGGAAAAAAAUAAAGAAUAUAAAGAUGGAAGAGCAAAAAGAAUUAUCUGUAAAAGCUAGAUUUCAGAGUGGGGGGGAAAAUGAAGUAUUUGGCUAUUACUAUUAUCACCAUGACUUUAUUUCAAAAUAAUUUUCUUAAGGUAUGGAAUGAAAUUAAAUAGAAUU